AUGUCCUCAUCCGCCCACUUCCCUGACCCCUCGAGCUUCCAACACCAGUCAGACCAGUUCGUCGCUUGGCUUGAAGCAAAUACAGGUGUCAAGGUCAAUCCCAAGAUCUGCCUGGCAGAUCUUAGAUCUACAGGUGCCGGUCGUGGAGUCGUGGCCCGUACCAACAUCCCAGAGGGCGAAGAACUUUUCUCGAUUCCGCGGAAUCUCAUCCUCGCCGUCCAAAACUCGGAAUUGAAGAACCUGCUCGGUCAAGAUGUGGACUCUCUCGGUCCCUGGCUCUCCCUGAUGCUGGUCAUGCUCUACGAAUACUCGCAAGGCGCGAAUUCAAAAUGGGCAGCCUAUUUCCAAGUCUUGCCCACGCGUUUCGAUACUCUGAUGUUCUGGUCGCAGGAAGAGUUGCAUCAGUUGCAGGCUAGUGCUAUCGUGGACAAGAUUGGGAAACAAGGUGCCGACGAGUCAAUCUUGCAGACGAUUUUGCCCAUUGUUCGGGCUCAUCCGGGAUUAUUCCCACCUGUCAAUGGUGUUGCCUCGUAUGAGGGUGAUGCCGGUGCUGCCGCUCUACUUGAGCUGGCUCAUAUUAUGGGCUCGCUGAUCAUGGCGUAUGCGUUUGACAUUGAAAAGUCCGAGACCGAGGAAGACGAUGUCGAUGAGAAUGAUGAGAGCUACAUGACCGAUGACGAGGAUGAGCAGUUGCCCAAGGGUAUGGUCCCACUGGCAGACUUGCUCAAUGCCGAUGCGGACCGGAAUAACGCCCGACUUUUCCAAGAAGAGGAGUGUUUGGUUAUGAAAGCUAUCAAACCAAUUCACGAAGGCGAAGAGAUCUUCAAUGACUAUGGUGAAAUCCCCCGCGCGGAUCUGCUUCGUCGGUACGGUUAUGUCACAGACAACUACUCCCAGUACGAUGUCAUCGAACUACCUCUGCGAGAUAUCUGCCAGGCAGCAGGCCUCUCAAACAGCGAUGUGGAGUCCCAGCCUAGGCUUGAACUCCUCGAGGAAAACGACGUUCUGGACGAUGGCUACGUGAUUCCUCGGCCAGCACCCAACGCUUCUCUGCAGGACAUUAUCCCCGCCGAGCUGGUCAUCCUGCUGACCACCUUGUCCCUGACACCAGAAGAGUUUGAACAGCGCCGUUCCAAGAACAGGCCGCCCAAGCCUGCCAUGGAGAGCAACCAGGCCAGUCUUCUCUUCAAGAUCCUGCAAACCAAGCAAGCACAGUACGGCAGCUCUCUCGGCGAGGACAUGCAACUCCUCACCAGCAUUCUCCCUCCAAACGCCCCCGCCUCAUUGGAUGGAUCCGCCCGUCGCCACAAGAUGGCUCUGCAGGUACGCAUCGGCGAGAAGGAAGUUCUGCAGGCUAUUCUCGCCAUGCUCGAACCCCUCGUCUCCGGCGGAUCCCUCAAGCGCAGCGCCAACGGCGAUGCCGAUACCAGACACUCCAAGGCUGCACGCGUGUGA
This is a messenger RNA of Penicillium cataractarum, 1455 nucleotides long. RefSeq names its product ribosomal lysine N-methyltransferase. Gene Ontology annotation, cellular component: nucleus. Lineage: Eukaryota; Fungi; Ascomycota; Eurotiomycetes; Eurotiales; Aspergillaceae. The record is from RefSeq and is a predicted model, not a curated record. Gene Ontology annotation, biological process: peptidyl-lysine monomethylation. The transcript is spliced from 4 exons. Gene Ontology annotation, molecular function: protein-lysine N-methyltransferase activity; protein binding. Bases 1 to 1455 code for a protein of 484 amino acids.